CAUCAAAAGAACAAGCCUAAUGGAGCGACUUCCUCUCAGUGUUAUGUGUGUGUGCUUGCCUUUAUCCCGACUCGGGUGCGGAUUUGCUGGUCGGAGGCAUGCCUCCCUCUGCCUGGCUCCUUAUAGUGCAGUGAGGGAGGCAGGAGUGGCACGGACAUCGCCGCCGGAGACCACGAACACGGAGCUCUCCCUUUAAACAAGGUCUCAUGAUCGACAACUCUUUCAAUCAGUUGUCCAGGAGUGGAGGAUCAAGGCGAACACACGUCCUCCUCCUUCGCUGCAAGCAAAGCGCCCUGAGUGACACAGGAGCUGCAGGUGGACGUAAGGGGGAGGAAACGCAACUGACACCGGAAGAAUCUCACUGAGCACGAGCCAACAGAGUUCGACCUGUUGACCUUCCAGUCUGACAUCAUGCAUCAGCUGUUUGUGACUUCCCUUUUGGUCUGUCUGUGUCUGAUGGAGCAUUGCCAUGGGAACAGUAGCUUGGGUAACAGCCUCAAUGAUCUACACACAAGGUUUGGUGUCAGCCUCUACCGAACACUCACAGAGACAGAGAACAACUCCAAUCUGAUCAUGUCUCCGGCCAGCAUCUCAUUGUGUCUUGGGCUUCUGCAGCUCGGGGCCAGAGGGAACACUCUCGCUCAGCUCGAGGGAACUCUGGGUUAUGACGUAAAUGAUGCCCGCGUGCGGGACGUUCUGUCUCAGCCACAAGGAGACCUGGGUAAUUCCAGUGAUGGAGUGAGGCUUCAGCUUGCCAAUGCAUUAUUUGUCCAGAGUGGUGUGAAACUCCUGCCAGAAUUUACCCAGCAUGCCCUGGAAUGGGGUAACAGUAGUCUACUGAGUGUAAACUUCAGCAAUUCAAACCACACUCAGCUACACCAAUUGGCACGUUACCAGAAUAAAGCUGAAGACCAGCUCCAGAUAAGACAGGACACACUGCAGUCUGGUGGUCUCCAGGAAGAAGUCCCCAUGUUGCCGCACAUGGCUUUAGUGAGCACAGUUGUGUUUCAUGGUGCCUGGCAGAAACAGUUCCACUUUUCUGAAACUCAGAACCUGCCCUUCAUCCUCACAGAUGGCAGCACAGUCAAAGUGCCGAUGAUGUACCAGUCAACCGAAGUCAACUUUGGACAGUUUGGCCUGCUUUCAGAGCAGCCGUACACAGUAUUGGAGCUUCCGUACCUUGAUCACUCGCUCCGACUACUGGUGGCGUUGCCUAGUGACCGGAAGACACCUCUGUCACAGCUAGAAUCUCAGCUCACAGCCCGUGCUGUGGGACUGUGGGAUACUGGGUUAAGACGAACAAAGAUGGAUAUUUUUUGCCCCAGGUUCAAGAUGGAGAGCAGAUUUAAUCUAAAGCCUGUUCUGCAGUAUCUUGGUGUUUCUGAUGUCUUCAGUCCCUCAGCUGCAGAUUUCAGAGGCAUCUCGGAUGGGGAAAGGCUUUUUGUAUCUGAAGCUUUUCAUGAGGCAAGAAUAGAGGUGACAGAGGAUGGGACAAAAGCAGGUUCAGCCACAGCAAUGGUGCUAUUGAAAAGAUCACGUUCAGCGGUUUUUAAAGCAGAUCGACCAUUUCUGUUCAUCUUACGACAGAUCAGCACAGGUUCAUUACUGUUUAUAGGUCGAGUUUUGAAUCCAGCUGAGAUGCAUUGAAGAGAUAUGUGCAAUUACAACUGCUUCUUACGGUUAUUUAACCCAAACUCCCUCAAGGAGAUCCAAGGGUCCAGAAUAUCUGAGGACCAUUUAGAAGGGGCAACUGACAAUUCAGAAAGGGGGAUGCAACAUUUUGUAUAUAUCUGUAAAUAAAAUUGUAUUAC
Molecule: messenger RNA, 1811 nt
Organism: Triplophysa rosa
Lineage: Eukaryota; Metazoa; Chordata; Actinopteri; Cypriniformes; Nemacheilidae
Gene: serpine3
Product: serpin peptidase inhibitor, clade E (nexin, plasminogen activator inhibitor type 1), member 3
Exons: 9
Coding region: 412-1647 (411 amino acids)
Biological process (GO): negative regulation of endopeptidase activity
Molecular function (GO): serine-type endopeptidase inhibitor activity
Source: RefSeq, a predicted model, not a curated record